Momordica charantia (bitter melon) is the source of this 779-nucleotide messenger RNA. Its product is annotated as Ribosomal L18p/L5e family protein. NCBI's taxonomy places the organism in Eukaryota, Viridiplantae, Streptophyta, Magnoliopsida, Cucurbitales, Cucurbitaceae. Gene Ontology annotation, molecular function: 5S rRNA binding; structural constituent of ribosome. Gene Ontology annotation, biological process: translation. The record is from RefSeq and is a predicted model, not a curated record. Gene Ontology annotation, cellular component: ribosome.
UCAAGAAAGUGGACGAUGGUGAUUCCUCCUCCAGUUAGGCCAGCAAGAGUAACCCAAUAUCUGAAGCCAUAUGUGUUGAAGAUGCACUUCACAAACAAGUACGUGAGUGCUCAGGUGGUCCACUCGGAAACGGCCACGGUUGCUUCUGCUGCGAGCUCGCAGGAGAAGGCGCUGAGGGCGAGUAUGGAGUCGACUAGGGAUGUGGCUGCUGCUGCAAAGAUUGGGAAGUUGUUGGGGGAGAGGCUUUUGCUUAAGGGAAUCCCAGCUGUUUGUGUCCACUUGAAAAGAGAACAGAAAUAUCAUGGUAAGGUCAAAGCUGUUGUUGAUUCUGUUAGGGAAGCAGGUAUUAAGCUCCUUUGAAUUCAAUCUCUGCUGCAUUUGGCUUCGCCCUCCUUCUGAUUAAAAUCACUGCUCAAUAUUAUCUGUUUUGAUGCAUUAUUGGACUUUUUGUCCUUGUCUCGAGUUUCAAAUCAUUGAUCGGCCGGAGUAGUGCUUUUAGGUGAAACAUUUCUUUUACGAGCACUUUUAGAAAAUAAACACAAAUGAAGAGGUAGUUCAUCUAAACGUAAUUUCAAGUGUUGGAAUUCUUUAAAUCAUCUUUCUACUAGGGGCGUUGUGUUUGGCUUUUGACCAGAUCAAUAACCAAAGUAUAGCAAAGGAAUUAAAUUGUGAGGGUUCAUGUAUUAUGUAUAUAAAUUCUUUUUGUUUUUUGACAAUUGUGUGUUUGGACUAACUUUCUGCACUUCGACUAAUAGGGACAAUAAUAUGACUCUACUGCA